GGAAAGCCUAGUCACGAUUUGUCACCUACUGUCACGAUUCUUCAAUUUUGUCUUCGAACCUCUUUGCACAAGCCAAACAUGGAUGAAGAUGAUGAUGAAUUUCUUUACGGUACCUCUUCUACGCCAAAGACAGCUCCUGAAACCUCAGUCUCUCAACCCCAACCGGUUGAGAACAGUCUUUUGGACUCAAGGGGUAUUGUUUCUCAAUUGGAAGCUGUAGUGGCUGCCUCGGCUGCUGCUGCUAAACACAAUGCGGAAAUGGCCCAAGCUACGAAUGAUAUAGUUCCUUAUUCUGACCCCGAUACUCGGGAAGAUGCUCAGGAAGGGGACGUAUAUGCAGAGGGAGACGGGGAUGGGGACGAUAGCGAAGAGGAUGAGGAUAUUGAAAUCAUAAUGGAGCCAACGGCGCGGUCUCUCGAUUUUCGGCAACAACGGUCGCAACAGCCACGGACAGCUUCCACGAGCAUACCACCGAGAAUCCCUCAGCCCUCACUUACGACCGAAUACACUCCCAUUCAGCGGAUGGAGUCUAGCUCCUCAAUCGCAGUGUCCUCAUCUCUCCCCCAAAUGCAACCCCCGCCGAUGCAGUCCGCUCAGUCUCCGGCUACCCAACCUUCCGCAGCUCAAGCAGAAAUUUCAUCAAACAAUCUAAACGUUUCUCUGGAUAAUGGAGUUGAUCCUACCACCCUCCCGCCUGUGAAAGCACCUCCCUCACAUCCCGAGAUUGAUCCAGCUGCCCCAGGAAUGCUUGACGGUCGGGCGAUCUUUGAGGUAGACAUUGCCGCAAUGGCGGACAAGCCUUGGAGGCGCGCUGGAUCCGACAUUAGUGAUUGGUUCAAUUAUGGAUUCGACGAACUCUCAUGGGAAGCCUAUUGCUAUAGGCGGAGAGAACUCGGAGAGAUGGCUGAUGCUCUCAAGGUCAAUGUUUUGAAUUUUGCAGCAAUGCCCGAGGAGCAGUUGACCGCUUUACCGCCCGACAUCCGUCAGAUGGUCAUGACCGGCGCAACCGCCGCCAUGAUGAAUAACACUCCCAAUCCAGGAAUGAUGGCUCCUGGUGUCAUGAUGGACAUGGGGAUGAUAAACUCGAUGAAUAUGGGCAUGAACGGUGAUAUGGGUAUGAACCAGCAAAUGAUGCCAGUAGACCAAAGAGGUAUGAUGAUCCAAGAUGGUGUGCCGUCAGGUCCUAUGGGAGGUGCUGGCGCACCAGAACAAGUAGGCGGAGGUGGAAUGCCUGUCGGAAUGAUGCAGGAUGGGUUUGCCACCGGUGGACCUAUGGGUAUGGGUAUGCCAGGAGAUUAUUCAAUGCAGGACCAGUCACAAAUGUUUUCGGGUCCAGGAUUGGAUACUCAAGGUCCUCAGAACAUGCAGAACGUUCCUCCUGUACCCACUCCUCGAGGUCCUACGCCUUCGUACCGAGCACGAGGCAAUAUGGUUCAAGGAUUGCGCUCACGUGGAUUCCCUGGUAGAGGCCGAGGACGAGGGGGGAUGUACGUCAAUGAAGGCACGCCUGUUGUCGCGCGACCGGCAUCACCACUUCCACCCAACGUACCUACCGGUCCUCGUAAUCAAAACAAAUACAAGGACAGAGACGGAAAUGCGCCUGCUGUGGAUGGCUUGGAUUAUGGUGGAGACCGAAUUGGCACACGUACUCCUAGUGGUGAGCCAGAGGAAAGAGCUUCCAGCCGAAAAAGAAGAAGUUCGCCCAGCAUGGACGACAGCAGAGGCCCCAAACGACGAUAACUUAAUACCUCCUGUAGCUUUAUCUAUAUAUUAUAGUUCACUCUUGAUCGUUGGCCAAUUUGUGGGA
Lentinula edodes (shiitake mushroom) is the source of this 1807-nucleotide messenger RNA. RefSeq lists its product as uncharacterized. The record is from RefSeq and is a predicted model, not a curated record. Gene Ontology annotation, molecular function: RNA binding. Gene Ontology annotation, cellular component: mRNA cleavage and polyadenylation specificity factor complex. The transcript has 11 exons. Bases 79 to 1740 code for a protein of 553 amino acids. NCBI's taxonomy places the organism in Eukaryota, Fungi, Basidiomycota, Agaricomycetes, Agaricales, Omphalotaceae.